AUGCAUUUAAAAGAUUUCUGGGUAGACGAGGUGUGUCGAUGCAUAUAUUCCGAUAAUGCUACUAAUUUUAAAGUGGCUAAGAAUUUAAUGUAUGCUAAUUUAGAAGAUUUAGCUAAGGAUCCUGAUAUUUCAAAUUAUUUUCGUGACAUAGGGAUCAUUUGGCACUUCAUUCCCGCAAGAAGUCCUCACUUUGGUGAGAUUUGGGAAGCUGCCGUUAAAUUGGUGAUGAGAUCAAUCGUAAACUCAAGACCUUUACUUCCUUUAUCCUCUGACCCUCAAGAUUUGGAAUUAUUGACUCCGGGACAUUUUUUGAUUGACACGGCUUUAUUGGCAAUUCCUGAAGUAGAUGUUUCAAAAAUUCCUGCUAACGUAUUAACAAAUUACAAACAACUCCAAAAAUUAACCAAUCAUUUUGGAAAAGGUGGAGUAUUUGCAUACUCUGCAACAAAGGACGAAGUGGAGAUUCGAUCGAGAAGAUCUUGUGAAGGUUGGAAGUAUGGUUCUGCUCAAAGAUGA
Molecule: messenger RNA, 516 nt
Organism: Onthophagus taurus
Lineage: Eukaryota; Metazoa; Arthropoda; Insecta; Coleoptera; Scarabaeidae
Source: RefSeq, a predicted model, not a curated record